AUGUCUACUGAACCGAAUGGUGAGCCUUCCCAAGGCGCACCGCAGCCAAAAGAGCAGUCGUCAAAGUCGAUCCAACCUCCGAAAGGCGAGAAGACAGGAACAGCAGAAACACCCAAUGCCCUUAGUGGCGAGAAGAAACUCUCUGGGGCCGAGCUGAAGAAGAAGGCCAAGGAAGAGAAGGCUGCAAAGAGAGCAUUAGCAAAGGCGUCCAAGGAGGUCGCAAAGGGCGAGGCCGCGGUGUCGUCUUCACCCGGCCAAUUAGGUCCAUCGGCUGGCGAAGUCAAGGGAAACAAGAAGGGGAAGCAAGAUGCUACAGCUACAGCAGGAUCUGGAGCUGGAGGUCGACCGACUCCGAACAGAGCAACUCCGUCAAUGGUAGCGGAACAGAAAGCAACCAUACCCGAGUGCUUCAGUCACCUACCCAUGGCAAAGAGACUACCAAUGACACAAGCGGACAAGAGCGUUCAUCCUGCAGUACUGGCAUUGGGUCAGCAGAUGGCGACGUUUACCAUUGACGAGAGCAUCAACCGGCUGCGAGCAACACUUCUGGCCUUCAAACGAGUAAUCGCAUCUUAUAGCACUCCUGCUGGACAUACUCUUGCCCGACAUUUUACCCCACAUGUGCUUGGCCCUCAGAUCGACUAUCUGACUUCCUGCCGACCCAUGUGUUUUUCUAUGGGAAAUGCGAUAAGAUGGCUCAAGCUUCAGAUAAGCAAGAUCGACAUGGAUUCCAAGGAAGAGGACGCAAAGAGAGACCUUUGCAGAGCAAUUGACAACUUCAUUACGGAACGCAUCACAGCAGCCGACGAGGUUAUCACGGAGUCGGGAGCGAAGCAUAUUGAAAACGGCGAUGUCGUCCUGGUCUAUGGCCGCAGCAGCCUCGUUGAGCGGACACUCCUCUGUGCGUAUUCAUUCGGAACGAAUUUCUCCGUCUUCGUCAUCGAUGACCCUUAUGAGAGAGCCGGACAGCUGCUAGCAAAGACCCUGGCAGCGGAAGGCAUCAAAGUAACGUACUGUGGAGAUUUUGGAGGACUGAUCAAUCAUAUGAGACACGCGACGAAGGUUCUCUUUGCAGCUGAUGCAAUGUUCAGUAAUGGGGCAAUGUACGCACGCGCAGGAGCUUGUGAUGUUGCUCUCGCAGCAAAUGAAUUGGAGAAGGAAGUCAUCACCCUGUGUGAAACGAUCAACAUCACAGAGAGAGUUGCCACGGACUCUUUGACCUAUAACGAGAUCGACCCUGAGAGAUGCUCCGCCGAGGCAUUCAGACUGCUGUUCGACACGACUCCGGUGAAGUAUCUGAACGCCCUGAUCACUGAGCUGGGUUGUGUUGCGUCGAAGUCGGCACCAAUCUUAUUGAGAAAACUGGAAGAGUUCAACUAG
This is a messenger RNA of Pseudomassariella vexata, 1380 nucleotides long. RefSeq lists its product as uncharacterized. The coding region runs from base 1 to 1380 and encodes 459 amino acids. The transcript is spliced from 2 exons. The record is from RefSeq and is a predicted model, not a curated record. Lineage: Eukaryota; Fungi; Ascomycota; Sordariomycetes; Amphisphaeriales; Pseudomassariaceae.